CCGAUCCCAAAGCAGUGGUGCCAAGAGAGAGUUUGAAAAUACGUUGUAAAAGUGAGGUUAAGUUGUAGCAUUUGAAUGUUUCUGUUUUAAGUUUAUUUAUCUCUGUUUUUAACGAUGAGCGAGUUUACGUUAAGUUAUAGAGAAGUUAUACCGGAUCAAACCGUUUUAGAUUCAUGGAAAGAUAUAACACUUAGUACAGGUGGCACUCAAAGUACUUUGCAAGAUAUUAAAGUAGCCGAAAAGGCAAAUGGCUAUUGCUACGAGGAUUCCACUAAAACACAUACUAGAAAUAGAUUUAUUCACUGGCGUAUUAACAAUGAUGUGUUGGAGUUGGUCGAGCACAGUUUGGAUAUAAAUUUAACAGGAAAUAGAAUCAGAUACAAAAUAGUUGAUACUCCUAUAUUAGAUGGAGUUUCUAUUCAUGAAAGUAUUGAUAAUGUUAUCGUACUUGUGCCUACUGUUUGUAGCAUCCAUAGGCUUGUUUUUCCACAUCCAGAUAGAUUUCAUAGACAGGAUGAUUUGGGCUCCUACCCUGAUUUGGCUGCUCCUUCAAUAUUCUCAAAAGCAACAGCUAUGGAAGCCAAAAACCCCAAUACUUUCCAUGUUUUUAAUAACCCCCACAGUGCAAAUGAUCAGUUGCCAAAUUUGGCUUGUUCCUAUUUAUCGGCUGAUACAGAGGAAGCUGUGUUUGUCCUUGCCUAUCCCUCCACAGAGAUGCUGUUAAUUAAACAAAACAGGGAAGGUCAGUGCAUCUCUAUGGAAAUGAAAGGAGAGUCUCUUAUGCCCAGGUUUUUAUCUGGACUGGCAGAAAAAUUCAGGCAAAAAAAUAGUGAAGCUGACAACAUAGUCAGCCUUUUAAUUAUCCUGUUGGAUAAUGAAAUGUAUGCAGUCACACUGUGUAGAGAUGGGCAUUUGAAGUUCUGGUCAUGCAGCAGGGGACACUGUGUGGCUGUUAUUGAUGUUUUAACUGAAACAGGGGACACUAACAGGGAUCUGGUGCAAGGUGCUUCUCUAAGAAAGGCGUUGAAUGGAUACCAUACAUCAGAAAAUACUUUGGUAGUAUUUAUGAGCUUUUCCACUGGAUGCCAGUUUCACAUCUUAAAACCAGUACUGAGCGGCCAACAGAUCAGAAUCGUGAGGUUAAACACGCUACAUUCGCCUGAGAACGAUUUGAUAGACUUCGCGCUCCAACCGAACCGGCUGUGGUCGGCGUGGAGAUGUGAGGACGGCGACUGCGUAGCUUUUUCUGCGUCGCUCUACGCUAACGGCGACGAGAGCAGCAGCUGGACGCCGGUGAUUCUGGAGACGCUACCCGACGCCAACCAAUACCCGGCCGUCGACGACGAGAUAGAUCCUAAGCAGGCUUAUUUGCAGCACAUCUUUCAUCCCGGCAGAUUUCCCUUGCACAUCAUCAGCAAGGCUUUAUGCAUUUAUAGUAGAUCCAACGCUCUAGCUGAUACUAAUUUAUCGGCAACAGCUCUUAAACAGCGCAUUUGCAUGGCGGUGGAAUCCGAAAUUCGAACAGUAUUAAAUGAACAAACCGUCAACGAUCAGGAAUAUUUAGAAUGUGCCCAAUGGUGCUGGCAAAAGUUUUAUUCGUGCUGUGUCCAAUAUCACGUGGCCGGACUAAAACCGCUAGGUCUGCUACUACUUCCUGCUGUUUCGGGAGCUGUUUUCCUGAAAAAAUCCACUUUUUCGUUCUUGCGGCCUUUAGAACCUUUGGAGCACAUGACCUUGUGUGGCGAUUACAUGUACAAAGACCAAUUCGUGGAAUAUCCACUAUUAGGCGAUGAUUUGGACAACAUGGGCGACGUUAUGAGCCUAUUUCAGGUUAUCGUUUACUUGGAACAGCAAAUGAGCGACAUUUUCCUGACAACGUUUGAAAAAGAAAUGGCCACUCUUCAAUCCCCCGAUGUUAUAAUGUCAAAGUUACUAGAAAAAAUUCACACGGAAAUGGACAGUGAGUUCACAAAUCAAGUGUCCGGUAUGUUGGGUCAAUGUUGCGACCUCUACAAGGCGGUUCACAAAGUUCUCGAACUUCUCCGCUAUGAAAAUCUCAACACAUGCGAUUCUGAUGUUAAUCCUUUCGCGCUUCAUCACUUCAGUUCUCACUUGGGGGUGUCGGUUGUGGCCGGUUGCAUACGUCAGCAAGCUGUCACCCGGUUCUCGAUUUGCCGGAAUUUAUUGUUGAUUUGCAACAUUCUUUUGUACAGAAAAGAAUUGGAAUGGGGCAUUUUGGAAGCCAUACGAUCAGUUUGCAUGCCUGAAAUAGUUGUUUUUACACAAGCUAGCUACGUUAUGAUGUGGCUUAGCAGUCUGCAAGGGUUGGUGAACUUACCUCACGAUUCAAGUUUGCAAAGACUUGCUCCGAUUAAAUUGAACCCAGUUUAUAACUUGCGCAACAACAGCUUCCAAUCGGUUUCGCUUCUGGAUAUGUUCAUUUCGUCGUCCGGCGGCCAAGAAGCGCGAAAAACCUUCUGUCGCAUCAAGUAUUGCGACGAGGAUUUGGCACACUGGCAUCUUUCGCUGUUGCCCUACUUGAAUCAUCUCAGGCACAUCAUAUGGCCGGUCGGUGGCAGCACUGUUCUGGCUGAGUGGUUGCUGAGCAGCGGCCAACACCUGUGGCUGCAACAGUACGUAAGACUCUUGAGCAAUUGGUGCGAAUGGAACAGCUGCACAAGGAGCUUCUUGCUGGCCGCAUCCUAUCUAACAAGCGGGGAAAACUACAAGGCCCAAGAGUUGUUCGAGACGGCUGCUAAAGGAAUAUUUUUAGAUAAAUUUUUAAGCGAGCGCAUUCUUAAAAAUCGUUCUGCCGACGAUAGCCAAACAAAGGCAUACGUUACCUACUACAUAAAAGUUAUUCAACUCUUUGAACUCCACAAAGCUAAAGAUUGUGCCAUAAGGGUUGCCAAUACUGCGCUCAGCAUAGUGGACAAAGACGACCCCCUCAUGGCAACCUUAUAUUCCAUUAAGUUCAAGCAUCAUUUAUCAUUAAAACAUUAUGAAAAAGCAUUCGAUUCGUUAAAUUCUAAUCCGGACGUUGAAAGGCGUAAAGAUAACUUAAGAGAUUUGGUAAAGUGCUUGUUAGAUGAAAAAAAACUGGAUACAUUGUUGAACUUCACAUAUGGAAGCAUGGACGAAUUUUUCACCAAUAUAUUGCUGACAAGAGCUAGAGCUACUGAUGCUGUUAACAAUAUUUACUACGAUUUUCUUUAUUCCUAUCAAAUUAAAAGAGGCCCUUUAUGUCACAGGCUAGCUGCCUCUGUCAUGUACGAACAAGCCUUCAGGCUGACACAAUUUAACACCACUGAAGCUUUAGAAAAACAGGUAAAAUGUUACUUGGCUGCAAAGAAUAUUCUACAGCUUUGCGAUCCUAAACACGCUUGGAUAGCUAGACCUACCGAUGCGGAUGAGAGCGAUGAUGAGAUUGUUAUAGAACCAAUGGCUGGAACUGGAACUGUAGAAGAUCUCCAGAAAAUUAAAUUGCAAAGGCAGGUGGAAGUGGUGAAUAUAAACAUAAUUAAAAAAGAUCUUAUUUUCGCUUGUGCCAAAUUAAAGUUGCUCAGAUUUAGUUCUGGAUCAUCUUUGAAUAUUACCACUCCCCACGAAUUAGUAUCGUUGCUGAAUAAUGCGGGACUUUUUAAAACCGCACUGAAAAUAUGCAUUAACUUUAAAGUUCCAUAUGAAAGCGUUUUCGAUACUCUCACAAAACACUGCGUUCUUCUUACGGAGCAAGACCAUCCAAAUGCUUGGGAUUGGUUGGUUGAGAAUGAUCUUCAAGACCUUCCAGUAAAUAGAGACUGCAUUGCCGACGUUGUCUGGCAAUUACUUCAAGAGUGUCUCAGAACCUAUGAGGAACCCAACAUGACAACAUUGCACAGUGUUGUUUUAAGGAAAAUUAUCGGGAUGAAAAUGUUUGUUCCGUUCUGGUUAAUGGAAUCAUACAAGAAAAGAAACCCUGGAGAGCUUCUUAAGAUUCUUCAUUCUUCCGGUAGGCUGGAGGAAGCGGCAACAAUGGCGCGCGACUACUUAUCGGCAGCUAUGGGUUAUGGUAAAGAGUUGUAUGGAUUUUCAGCCCCGUUAGCUCACACUUCAAAACCCUUUUGCAUGCCGGUAUACGCAAUUCAAAAUUUGAUCAAGGAGUUGGAGAUACAAAACAAAGUGAAUUUGGAACAACCCUUUAAAAUGGAAUACACUUCUCUACAAAAUCUCUUUAUGGAAUAUCUACAAACUUCCUCAAGAAUUUCCUUCGAAAUGUGUAAUUUUAAGCGUUUAUCAGUUAAAUAAUUGUUUUUGUUUUACUUAAAGAAUAAACUUUUUUCAAAAUUUA
Messenger RNA from Brassicogethes aeneus, 4330 nucleotides. The record is from the annotation of a GenBank genome assembly. Lineage: Eukaryota; Metazoa; Arthropoda; Insecta; Coleoptera; Nitidulidae.